AUGGAUGCUUUUGCCAGUCAAGCAAUUACGCAUGGGCUAAGCGGUCCAGCCGUUGUCCGAUUUGCUAUUGCUGCGAUUAUCGUUGGCCUCAUAGCAUACGUCUGUUUCAUGAAAGGACCUGGACUGGUAGAUAUCCCCUUCACCACACCCAUUCCGAGGCCAGCAGAGGCGUUCGCAUUAGACGCAACCAACCCAAAGCUAUAUAGGCCAUUCCGCCAUGGAGUCUAUCAUGUUACUAUGGGCAUUCGACGACUGCACUGGGACAGUUGGAUUGAAAUGGACAGCAACUUCCUUAGUUAUCACGACUUAAAGGGGUCGGAGCUUAACAGGGAUCUCCAUGGGCAUGUUAAAUAUGUUGACAAUGCCACAACAAAGGCGGCCUGUUUCGAAGUCUACGAGGAGCUUGCCCAGUUUUUGAAGCACCGGUAUCCAACUGUGUUCAAGUUGAAGGACAAUCAACUAUUCAACACAGCGACUGGAGAAAUAUUCCGGUAUCCUGCUUCAACCCCUACAGAGGCCCUGGCCACGGCUGGAAAGCUGGUGCAGGAUGACCUUAUCCUGAUGGUUGAGAACGACGAUGGUCAGUACCACCUCGAUGCGGCCUGUGUCUGUCUCCCUGGGUUCUGGCGUUUGAAAGAGAAAUUCCGGAUGUCCCUGGACACACUCCAUAUCGAAGCCGGUGUUCCACACUACGAGGCAAAACUACAGAAAGCCAUGAACAAGUUUUUCAAGUCUAUGGCGCCUGAAACCCCGGUGACGAGAAACAACUAUUUUAUUCAGCUAGACGACGGGCUGCAUUGGUCUCAUCGGAUGGGAGAGCAAACUGGUGACGCCGUUGCUUCAUGGGCGACAGCAAACGGCGAUAACUUGACCAUCAAUGACCUCCAUUUCCGAUCCGAGCGGCAGACACUUCGUCGUCUUCCCCGUUCCAAAGUCCUACUUUUCACGGUUCGAACUUAUUUUGAACCAGUUACGGUGAUCGCCCAAGAGCCCCAUGUCCCAGGCCGUUUGGCGGAAUCGAUUAGAAGUUGGGAUGAGACAGUGUCGCGAUACAAGGGCAGAGAUAAGUGGGAACAUAUCCUUCUGCCGUAUCUCGAUGAGCAACACAAAAGGCAAGCUGAGAAUGGCUUGCUGGAUCAGUGCGAAGAAGGGGAAUUCCCCUUCUGA
Aspergillus puulaauensis is the source of this 1167-nucleotide messenger RNA. Its product is annotated as heme-dependent oxidative N-demethylase family protein. The transcript is spliced from 6 exons. Bases 1 to 1167 code for a protein of 388 amino acids. The record is from RefSeq and is a predicted model, not a curated record. NCBI's taxonomy places the organism in Eukaryota, Fungi, Ascomycota, Eurotiomycetes, Eurotiales, Aspergillaceae.